AUGGACUACUUAUCUCCUCCUACCGAGGAGUUCCUAGCUUCGAAAGGGCGGGUGACGACACUGGGGAUGCUUAUCAUUGAUCACUAUGCUCUAAGAGAUCAAGAUGGCAAUGAAACAAUGACAGAGGAAGAAUCGAUAGGAGGAGGUGGUGUAUUCGCAAUGAUCUCUUCAAGGAUGUUCUUACCUCCCUCUCAAUGUGGCCUAAUCGUUGAUAAAGGUGAUGAUUUCCCUUCAAAAUUCACAAUCAUCUUGAAAGGUUAUGACAAAGAGAUGUUUUGGUUCAGACCGAGGAAAGGGAAGACUACUAGGGCCUUGAAUAUUUAUUCAGGUGGGAAGAUAGGACAAGGGCAUCAAUCAUUCAAAUAUCUUUCACCACAAUUGAACCUCCUCCCUCAUGAUCUCAUCCUACCUCCUUCACCGUUCGCCACACCGAACUUACCGGAAUACAUACAUGUUGUAUGUAAUACCGCUCGAGCAAAGUUGAUCGUAGAUGAGAUGAGGGAUAUACGUGAGAAUGGGAUUGAUGGGAUUGGAAGAGGAUGGAAUGGGAAAUUGAUUUGGGAACCUAUGCCCUCAUCUUGCGUACCGUCUGAGCUCGAUGAUAUAUUAUCACUAUCACGUUCAUUCACCGUGAUAAGUCCAAACUUGUUAGAACUACAGUCUAUUUUGGGUAUACCUCCGACAAAAUCAUCAAUAAUGGAACUUGCUGAAGAAGCAGUACAAAAGUUCCAUCAAUUACUAUCGCAAGGGAUGACUGACAGGUCGGAAGUCAACGUACCAGCGAUUAUAGUUCGCUGUGGUGAAUUAGGUUCAUACACUUUCUCUGAUGGUUGGAAAGGAUGGGUACCAGCAUAUUACGGAGAGGCUGAUCAAGAUAAAGUGGUUGAUCCGACCGGAGGAGGGAAUUCGUUCUUGGGUGGAUUGUUAGCUGGAUUAUUGAUCUCCCAAGGAGAUAUGAAGAUAGCUUCUAUAUACGCUGCUACGGCCGCCUCAUUCACCAUCGAGCAAAGAGGAUUACCAACUUUGACUGUACAUGAAGAUGGUGAAAGGUGGAAUGACGAGGAUGUUUGGAAGAGGUUACGCGAAUUAGCAGUUAGAGUCGACAAGAUGAACUGA
This is a messenger RNA of Kwoniella mangroviensis CBS 8507, 1116 nucleotides long. RefSeq lists its product as uncharacterized. Lineage: Eukaryota; Fungi; Basidiomycota; Tremellomycetes; Tremellales; Cryptococcaceae. Bases 1 to 1116 code for a protein of 371 amino acids. The transcript is spliced from 7 exons. The record is from RefSeq and is a predicted model, not a curated record.